Polistes dominula (European paper wasp) is the source of this 3643-nucleotide messenger RNA. It is a transcript of the gene Psa, whose product is annotated as puromycin-sensitive aminopeptidase. The record is from RefSeq and is a predicted model, not a curated record. Gene Ontology annotation, biological process: peptide catabolic process; proteolysis. NCBI's taxonomy places the organism in Eukaryota, Metazoa, Arthropoda, Insecta, Hymenoptera, Vespidae. Gene Ontology annotation, molecular function: zinc ion binding; metalloaminopeptidase activity; peptide binding. Gene Ontology annotation, cellular component: membrane; cytoplasm.
GCCGCCAUCUUGAAUAAAAUGCACUGCCGAUAACUUGCAAGAACUCGCGAUGCGUCAAAUCCUUUUAGCGUGAAUUGAAAGAGUACAGUUUCGAUUUAUCGAAUACACAGAUCAUUUUUCAACUAAAGAAGAAGUUUGUGUAAAAAAAAAAAAAAUCGCAUACACAGCAAUAAUAUACAUAUUGAUUCUAAUAAGGAAUGAUGCUUUGUUUAUUCGCAAUGCGUAAUAGAGCCAUCUACCGGUGCUUUUGGAAUCAGAUAAGAUUGACGACCCUGAGAUUUGGAGCACCCGUUUCGUUUCCGAAUAUAUACGAGACUGCAAACAAGGCGUUUUCAGGUUACUGCGCAUGCGGGAAAAAUUCCAUGAGUCGGCAAAAAGAGAAAGGUAGUGGUGGUUUCUUGCAGCUGGAAUUACUGAACAAUUUGUGGAAUAGUAACAGUGUUAAACAGUGUCAAAAUUAUUCCACCACUAUUGAAACAAGGGAUCAAAAGAUGACGGGCAUCACAGAAAAACCAUUUCGUCGACUUCCCAAGGAUGUUAAACCUUGUCACUAUGACAUUACGUUGGAGCCGGACAUAGCAAAUUUUGUUUUCAAGGGAAUAGAAAAAGUGCAUAUUGAAGUACUCGAACCUACUGACACAAUUGUUUUAAAUUCAUUGGAAAUCAAUAUUGAAAAAGCAUAUUAUGUUAAUAAUGAUGGAUCUACUGUUUCUGCAAAAAGUAUUAAUACAUCUCCAUCCGAAGAAACAGCUAUUUUAGUAUUUGACGAUAAAUUUCCCGUUGGUAAAGAUGUGAUUCUUACUUUGGAAUUUAAUGGAGAGAUCAAUGACAAGAUGAAAGGUUUUUAUCGCAGUAAAUACAGAAGGGCUGAUGGUUCGGUCGCUUAUGCAGCGGUUACGCAGUUUGAACCCACAGAUGCUAGGCGUUGUUUUCCAUGCUGGGAUGAACCUGCUCUUAAAGCUACAUUUGAUAUUACUUUAAAAAUACCAGUUGGUGUUAUUGCACUGUCAAAUAUGACUAUCAAAGAAAGAAGUGUUUCCGAAUCGGUUGAAACAUUGUCGUUUGAAAGAACUCCGCGUAUGUCUACUUAUCUGGUCGCCGUAGUAAUAGGAGAGUUUGAUUGCAUAGAAGACAAAUCAAGCGAUGGUGUACUUGUACGAGUUUAUACCCCAAAAACUAAACAAGAGCAAGGCCAAUUUGCAUUAGAAGUAGCAACGAAGGUGUUGCCUUAUUAUAAGACAUAUUUUGGUAUAGCGUAUCCGCUUCCAAAAAUCGAUCUUAUUGCAAUUAAGGACUUUUCAUCAGGUGCCAUGGAAAAUUGGGGUUUAGUUACGUAUCGUGAAGCUUGUCUCUUGGUAGAUCCGCAGAACACAUCUGCUGUUAGGAAACAGUGGAUCGCUUUAGUCGUAGCACACGAAUUAGCUCAUCAAUGGUUUGGAAAUCUCGUCACUAUGGAAUGGUGGACGCAUUUAUGGUUAAACGAAGGAUACGCUUCGUUCGUAGAAUUCCUUUGCGUUGCACAUCUUUUCCCCGAAUACGAUAUUUGGACGCAAUUUGUAACAGAUACGCAUAUCAGAGCAUUGGAAUUGGAUGCAUUGAAGAACAGCCAUCCUAUUGAAGUGUUAGUCGAGCAUCCAGCCGAAAUAGAUGAAAUUUUCGAUGAUAUAUCUUAUUAUAAAGGCGCGUGUGUUAUCAGAAUGCUGCACUCUUAUAUCGGUGAUGAUGAUUUCAGAAAGGGGAUGAAUUUGUACUUAAAUAGGCAUAGUUAUGCUAACGCAGAAACGGAAGAUCUUUGGGCUGCCUUGGAAGAGGCUAGCAAUAAAAGUGUUCGAAGUGUUAUGUCUACGUGGACCAAACAACAAGGCUUUCCUAUUGUUAAAGUUGAUUGUCGACAAGAAGGUAACAAUAGAAUUUUAUCUCUCUCUCAAGAAAGAUUUUUAGCAGACGGAUCUGUGGAUAUGGAUAAUCAAUUGUGGAUUGUACCAAUAAGUGUAAGCACUUCGAAGAAUCCAAAAGAAACUGUUCUUACUGCAUUAUUGGAUGAAAAAACGAAAGAAUUUGUACUUAAAGACGUACCUGAAGGUACUUGGAUAAAAAUUAAUCCUGGAACGAUUGGAUUUUACAGAACGCGUUAUAAUCCAGAAGCGAUGUCUCUAUUUUUACCUGCCAUUAAAGAUCGCUCGUUACCACCAUUAGACAGAUUAGGUCUUUUGGAUGAUCUUUUUGCUAUGGUGCAAGCUGGACAUGCCUCGACCGUAGAAUUACUUAGAUUCAUGCAAGCGUUCCAACACGAGGACAAUUAUACAGUAUGGUCCAGUAUAGUGAAUUGCAUAGGAAAGAUUUCUGUACUUUUAGCACCUCUCGAUAUUGCGGAUACAUUUAAAGCAUUCGUGCGAAAUCUAAUGCGUGACAUUAGCAAACGAUUAGGAUGGUAUCCAAAGCCUAAUGAAAGUCAUUUAGAUACACUCCUGAGAUCUCUCAUAUUGGAUCGUAUGGCGGCAGCUAACGACGAGGAAACCAUACGAGAAGCUAAGAAGAGAUUUGCACUUCACGUGUCUGGGGCCGUGCCACUUUCUGCAGAUUUGAGAAGUUCCGUUUAUCGUGCUGUCCUCUCUGUAGGUGAUUACAUUACUUACGAUACUAUGCUUAAUCUCUACGAAGAAUCAGAUCUCAACGAAGAAAAAGAAAGAAUAUUGAAAGCACUUGGCGCAAUCAGAUAUGAAAAUUUAUUAAAGAAAACUAUUGAAUUCUCAAUGAGUGAGAAAGUAAAAGCACAAGAUACCGUUUUUGGCUUCAUGUCUGUUACAAUGUCGCAAUAUAAAGGUCGUGUAAUUGCUUGGGAAUUCUUCAAGGAACAUUGGAAAACUCUUCUCGAUCGUUACGAGGGUGGUUUCUUACUUGCAAGGCUAAUCAAGGUAACGACUGAAAAUUUUGUUUCCGAAGAAUUUGCCAAAGAUGUGGAAAACUUCUUUGAAAAUCAUCCGAUACCUGGAACAGAGAGAACAGUACAGCAAAGCAUAGAAUCUAUCAGAUUGCAUGCGGCGUGGCUUGCUAGAGAUGAAGAUUCUAUAAAAGAGUUUUUGAAUUCUGUAGUUGUUCAUGAUUGAAUUUAUGAACAGAAGAAGAGAGAGAGAGAGAGAGAGAGAGAGAGAGAGAGAAUCGAUAAAAUCGUACCUUUUUUUAAGAGUUAAGCAAUUAUUUAAAUUAAUUAAAUAAAAAACGUUUUUUAGUAACGUUUCAGAUUAACAAGCAUAAGAUCACGAUGAUCUAUUGUUUGUUCGUACCAUAGUUCGUCAUUAGAAGGAAAUCAUUAUUUUAAAUAAGAAUCAUCAUCGUUCGUUUAGUUUAGGGGAAGUUUGUAUUGAUAAUAGCAUUUAAACAAAAGUCGUCUCCUCGUCAUUUGUUCAUUAAUCGUGUGUUUUAUUUAGAAAAAAAAAAAAAAAAAGAAACAAAAAACCAUACUCGUACUUACAAAUAAUUCACAGAGAAUACGCCCGCGAGUCUGUAAUAAUUGUGUGCUACUUUUAUGUUAUACGCGUAUUCGUAACAUUAUAUCAAAGAGAAAUGUAACGUUACCGUUCCCCAAAAACACAACUGCAUUUUCGAGAUAAGUAUCUAUUGACUCUAUGAGAGAAAAUUGAAA